AUGCCUGCUCUUCAUUUCAGCUUGCUGAACUCUAACUCCUUCACUGUUAUACGAGAUGAUGCCUUUGCUGGUCUUUUCCAUCUAGAAUACCUAUUCAUUGAAGGAAACAAAAUUGAAACCAUUUCAAGAAAUGCAUUUCGUGGCCUUCGAGACCUGACUCACCUUUCUCUGGCCAAUAACCAUCUCAAAACUCUGCCAAGGGAUGUCUUCAACGAUUUAGAUUCUUUAAUUGAACUAGAUUUAAGGGGAAAUAAAUUUGAGUGUGACUGCAAAGCCAAGUGGUUGUUUUUGUGGUUAAAGAUGACAAAUUCCACUGUUUCUGAUGUCCUGUGUAUUGGUCCAGCAGAAUAUCAGGAUAAGAAGUUAAAUGAUGUGACAAGUUUUGAUUAUGAAUGCACCACUACAGAUUUUGUCGUUCACCAGAUUUUGCCCUACCAGUCAGUUUCGGUGGAUACAUUCAACUCAAAGAAUGAUGUGUUCGUAGCCAUUGCACAGCCCAGCAUGGAGAACUGCAUGGUGCUGGAGUGGGAUCACAUCGAAAUGAAUUUCAGGAGUUAUGACAAUAUCACAGGUCAGUCCAUAGUGGGAUGUAAAGCCAUUCUUGUUGGUGACCAAGUCUUUGUGGUGGUGGCACAGCUCUUUGGUGGCUCACACAUUUACAAGUAUGAUGAAAGCUGGACAAAGUUUGUCAAAUUCCAGGAUAUAGAAGUAUCUCGCAUUUCCAAGCCAAAUGAUAUAGAGCUUUUUGAGAUAGACAGUGAAAUGUUCUUUGUCAUAGCAGAUAGCUCUAAAGCAGGUUUGUCAACAGUGUACAAGUGGAAUAACAAAGGAUUUUAUUCCUACCAGUCCCUUCAUGAGUGGUUCAGAGACACCGAUGCUGAGUUUCUCGAUAUAGAUGGGAAAUCACAUUUAAUCCUCUCCAGCCGUUCCCAGGUUCCCAUUAUACUCCAGUGGAACAAAGUUUCCAAAAAGUUUGUCCCGCACGGUGAAAUCCCCAACAUGGAAGAUGUCUUGGCUGUGAAGAGUUUCAGGAUGCAAGAUAACCUCUACAUCACGCUCACGAGAUUCAUUGGUGACUCCAGAGUUAUGAAAUGGAACAGCAAACAGUUUGUGGAGAUACAGGCUCUUCCGUCCCGAGGAGCCAUGACACUGCAGCCUUUCUCCUUCAAGAACAAUCACUACCUAGCCUUGGGAAGUGACUAUACCUUCUCCCAGAUUUACCAGUGGGAUGGUGAAAAGAAGAUCUUCAGAUUAUUUAAAGAAAUCUAUGUGCAGGCACCACGGUCUUUCACAGCUGUGUCCACGGACCGAAGAGAUUUUUUCUUUGCCUCUAGUUUUAAAGGAAACACUCAAAUAUUUGAACAUAUCACCAUUGACUUGAGUUUAUGAAAAGCUGCUGGAGUGAAAUUCACGUAGAAUGACAUUUAUACAGAAACAAAACAAAAAGACCUUUCCAAAAACAGGGUGCACCUAUGGAGUAUGAUGACAUUUUCUGAACUUUUCAAACUUGCAUAUUAAUCAGGGAUUGCAUUUACUUGGUUACUGCAUGACAUGUCUGUUUGAUCCUUUUUCAAAGAUGCUUUGCCAUCUGCAGUCAUUCAGAGGAGCAAGAGUGGAGUGCAUUAGGAUUAAUGCUGGUAUCUAAGAGAAUGAUCUAAAUUUUACCCAGAAAAUUAGCUUGAAGUGAACAUCUCAAGAAGGGAAGAGUAAG
Apaloderma vittatum (bar-tailed trogon) is the source of this 1711-nucleotide messenger RNA. RefSeq names its product leucine-rich repeat LGI family, member 2 (gene LGI2). The record is from RefSeq and is a predicted model, not a curated record. Lineage: Eukaryota; Metazoa; Chordata; Aves; Trogoniformes; Trogonidae. Gene Ontology annotation, biological process: inhibitory synapse assembly. Gene Ontology annotation, molecular function: protein binding.